This is a messenger RNA of Staurois parvus, 309 nucleotides long. NCBI's taxonomy places the organism in Eukaryota, Metazoa, Chordata, Amphibia, Anura, Ranidae. The record is from the annotation of a GenBank genome assembly.
AUGCACUCUCAAGAUAAAAAAAAACCCAAAAACCUCUCUAGCAAUACACACCAAACUGAGCAUGUGCAGAGCGACUCCACACGAUAUGUCUUAUCAGGAGAUAAGAGGGUGGCUCUGGAAGAAGGGGAGGAUCAGAGAAGACAGGAUCAAACAACAUUUUUACACAAUGCAGAGGAUUAUAACAAGCAUGCUUUACUGCAUAUACAGACGGAUUGUACUGUUGUGCUGUACAAUCAGAUUAUGGUUAUAACCCUCCCUUGUUCUAUCCAAAAUGAAAAAAAAAAAAGUUUUGCCUUUAGUUCUACUUUA